Messenger RNA from Amyelois transitella, 805 nucleotides. RefSeq lists its product as uncharacterized. The coding region runs from base 134 to 802 and encodes 222 amino acids. The record is from RefSeq and is a predicted model, not a curated record. The transcript has 5 exons. Lineage: Eukaryota; Metazoa; Arthropoda; Insecta; Lepidoptera; Pyralidae.
CAUUGAAGAAAUCUUAGAGCAAAUCAAAUUUUUGGCAUCAAAAGCAAUUCUAAAUUAUGUAGGGUGUCAUUUAGCCAGAGUAGUAAUAAUAAAUCUAAAAAAUAUUAGCGUAAUUUAAGGUUGUAAUAACAAGAUGUCUGACUUUUCCACAACAACACACAAUGAAUACCAAUGGCCAUUUCCGAAACCCGUCAUAGGAAAGCCAUGUGAACCACCAACUCCAUCAGCGGCACCGACAGUCAGACCAGCCCCGGUGGCUCCUUACUGCCACUGUGACGCGCAUUCUUAUUCGCCGCGAGUGGAACAGUACAAGCAGUUGCUGGAGAAGGAACAGAAACUAUGCCAAGAUUAUGAACAGCUGAGGAGACAGAUGGUGGAUGUCACCAACGACAUACUGGACCAUCCGUGCGAUGAUUUAGACAGCAAAAUGAUAACAAUGUAUCAAGCCACGUACAAAAAGAGAUCGUUCCCAGUAUCAGACUACCGCACCAUCAUGGCGGCCGCGCAAUCCCCCGCUCCGAUUCCCAUGGAGAGCAACCGACUGGGCAUGUUAAGAUGCUACAAAGAUCCCACGCACUUUAGCGAGAAUCCACCCACAGUCCGACCCACGAUCAACCCUCCAGGGCCAGUCCACACCGGAGUCGCUCCCAAGUCAAUACAAACUUGGUUCACGGACUUCCCGGGUCGUACGGAGUAUAUGGACACUUACAGCGCUUCGGCUAAAGCUUGCUUCCGUUCGAUGCAGCGCUUCAAAGAACCAAUGCCGUCCACUAGGCGAAGAGCUGAUGAUCCUUGUGUGUGAUGU